This is a messenger RNA of Ipomoea nil (Japanese morning glory), 1507 nucleotides long. RefSeq names its product probable polyamine transporter At3g13620. Gene Ontology annotation, biological process: transmembrane transport. Gene Ontology annotation, cellular component: membrane. Lineage: Eukaryota; Viridiplantae; Streptophyta; Magnoliopsida; Solanales; Convolvulaceae. Gene Ontology annotation, molecular function: transmembrane transporter activity. The transcript has a single exon. The record is from RefSeq and is a predicted model, not a curated record. Bases 28 to 1440 code for a protein of 470 amino acids.
AAUAUCUCUUCUUCCAUUCCAGAUUCCAUGGGUGGUGCAUCUGCUGACUCAUCUUCUCCGUCGCAAUCCCUUCUUGAAGAUGAAGAACAGCAGCUGCAAUCUCCGGCGACAAAUCCCGCCAAGAACUCCAAGAAACUCGCUCUCAUCCCCCUGAUCUUCCUCAUCUACUUCGAGGUCGCCGGCGGGCCCUAUGGCGAGGAAUUGGCGGUGGGCGCGGCGGGGCCGCUUCUGGCGAUUCUCGGAUUCCUUGUCUUCCCGUUUAUCUGGAGCAUCCCGGAAGCCCUGGUGACGGCGGAGCUCGCCACCACUUUCCCCGGAAAUGGCGGAUUUGUGAUCUGGGCCCACAAGGCAUUCGGCCCUUUCUGGGGAUCCCUGAUGGGUUCUUGGAAGCUCCUCAGUGGGGUCAUCAAUCUGGCAUCGUACCCAGCUUUAUACAUAGAUUAUCUCAAAUUGGUUUUCCCAGUUUUCUCUUCGGGGAUUCCCAGGAUGUUGGCUAACUUCUCCAUAACUUUGUUGCUCUCAUUUCUGAACUAUUCUGGUCUUUCAAUUGUUGGGUACACUGCAUUCUUUCUGGGGAUUGUGUCUCUAUGCCCAUUUUUAGUCCUCUCUGUAAUUUCAAUCCCCAAGAUUGAUCCCAAAAGAUGGGUUAGUUUGGGGCAGGAAGGUGUCCCUAAAGAUUGGAACUUGUUCUUCAAUACCCUAUUCUGGAACCUGAAUUUCUGGGAUAAUGCCAGUACUUUAGCUGGGGAAGUUGAACAGCCUCAGAAAACAUUCCCAAAGGCACUGUUUUCAGCUGGGAUUUUGACCUGUCUGGCUUACUUGAUCCCCCUUUUAGCCACCACCGGUGCCACCCCUCUUGAUCAAGCAAGCUGGACAGACGGCCAUUUCGCGGAUUUGGCAGCCAUGAUUGCCGGAAAAUGGCUGAAAUACUGGGUGGAAAUCGGGGCGGUUUUGUCAGCAGUGGGGCUCUAUGAAGCCCAGCUGAGCAGCUGUGCUUACCAGAUCAUUGGCAUGGCGGACAUCGGGGCUGUCCCCCGGGUUCUGGGGACACGGUCCAAGUGGUUCGAUACUCCAUGGAUAGGGAUCUUGGUCUCAACUCUAGUGGCACUGGGAGUCUCAUAUAUGGACUUCACCAACAUUAUAUCAUCUGUUAACUUCUUGUACAGCUUGGGGAUGCUGCUCGAAUUCGCGUCGUUUCUAUGGCUGAGAAAGAAGAUGCCGAGCGUUAAGAGGCCUUACAAAGUUCCAUUGCCAUUUCCAUGGCUGGUGGUGAUGUGCUUGGUGCCUUCUGUGUUUCUGGUGUAUGUGAUGACUGCUGCUACUAAGACUGUGUUUUGGAUCAGUGCUCUGCUCACUCUGUUUGGGGUUGUUUGGUACUUUCUCAUGAAACUUUGUAAGGAAAAAAAGUGGGUUAUGUUUGAUAGUAGUGAAGAGAAUUAGUUAAAAAGGGCAGGGAAUUGUCAACAAAUUGUUAUGUUUGUUUAGGGAAUGUUUAUGAUACUAAUUG